Molecule: messenger RNA, 10794 nt
Organism: Porites evermanni
Lineage: Eukaryota; Metazoa; Cnidaria; Anthozoa; Scleractinia; Poritidae
Source: the annotation of a GenBank genome assembly
AUGUCUUUGGAAAUGGCUCAACUUCGAAUGGAUCACCCCUGUCGCCAAGAGGGAGAGAAAAAGUUUAAUGAACUAAAAGAGUUACUACUUAAUUUCUUCAUUAGCGAACUCACUGAAUAAGACUAUGGUAGUCUUUUAAGUAGCAAAUACUCACGAUUUCCUCAUUGCAUUGUAAUCGUAAAUUGAUAGCCUACACGUCGAUUAGUCAAGAAGUUCGUAAGAAAGUUUCUGAAUUCCUAAUCAAAGCUUAAAAACUGAGAAAAAACCUAGUAUACUGUUUGCAGUUUCCUUGCCGCCAUAUUUUGAAGUCUUCUUUCGGUCGUUCCCAGUCUCCAAAAAGAAAAGUUUUCGUGACAUCGAGACGCGGGGUCGGGGGUUGGGUAGGAGGAAAGAAUGCGUUCAAACUUGCCCCAAAAGAAAAAUAGGUAGCUCAGUCUUGGAAUUUGUGACUUAAAUCCAUUACAGUUAAAAGAGGAUCUCUUGAUUACAGUCCAGAUCAGCAAAAAAUUUAAACCUGAUUCAGUAAUAUUGCCAUACGUGGGCCAAUAUUUUCCAUGCCUUUUCAUUGCAUCCUUACUAGUAAAGGCUAGUCACAAGUUUAAGCCUGCCCUAGACUAACUGCGGGGAUUUACUGACGUAAGAACUUUUUUCUUUCUAAAUAUAGACAGACAAAAUUGACCCGUUUUAUGUAUUCACCUACCGGAUUAAUGUUAGAGCAAAUGGACUUGCUGACCGGGGACAACCAGAUCUUGAAAAUAAGUCGCUAACUUUGUACUUAAGGCUAGAAGCCCUUGUAACUGGAUUGCUCAUAGUAUGAAGAUAAAUCUCUUAAUCUUAAAAGGAAGGAAUAACUUCAUCUUAAUAGUUGUUUUCAGUAAAAAUCUGGCGAAUGACUCACUGGAAAUAAUAAAUUUUGGGGGUAAAAAUCCCGCCCAUUCUACACUUGAGUGAGGUUAUUACGCCGCCUUUUGGCCUCUUCCGCUCCUUGUAUUGAGAUGUCUCGUACUAUACGAUGUUUUCCUCUAACAUUAUUUUCUCACGCUUAGAGGGGCUUCAUUAAUUCUUAUUUUCAAACUGCAAGACUCGAGUUGUGCAUUUUAAAUCUUUAAUUCUGCACUACAGUAUUUUUCUUAGUUUAAGACAUCACCCCCUUGAACUUAACACGUGUUUAAGGUUCUCCGGCUUCCGUCACUUUUUCUGUUUAGUAAUUAGACGAUGAAAGAAUUUUCUAAUCUUAUUCAAAUGAAGCGUGGGAUUACAGACCCACAAGUUCUGGGUGAAUUAACUCAUUUUUCGAAUUUGUGUUUUCGAUGUUUGACUUGACGGUUUUGGUGAUUAACGGAUAAAAAAUUCUCAUUUCUUAGAAUUAUGAAGAAAAGAAACCGUAGCAACAAUAUCACCACGAAAAACAAACAUUAUGAAUAUUGAAAGUAUUUAAUCCCUAAUGCAUGGUUUCUUCUUUCAUUUUUCAAACGUUAGAAUGUUCCUUUUUAAUGACGGGUCAACAAGUUCAUACUUGCCUGGGCGCGAAGUGCAGAUAUCGCGUGAUGUAUACCUGCCGAUGACGUAGUGACGCAAGUAUACACUUUGCCGCGCUUGGCUAUGUUUAAAAGUCUGUGCAUGUAACAGCCGGCGGGAAUACAUUAAGACAAGGAAACGAGAAGAACAUUUUUGAGUUUUGGAUAUCUAGGAAAAUCUUGAUGAAUCCCGAGUCAAGCAAAGCGAAGAGAUGUCUAUUUGGUCGGCCCGAUCAUCAACAACUUGAAGCCGAUUUGAAGAAGGAAUUGAACAAAGACGUACAAGAGAUGAACGAAAAAUAUAAUUUCGAUUUUCCGAGAGGAGAACCGUUAGAAGGAGGCAGAUUCGAAUGGGAAGCGGUUGAGCCGUCAAAACAAGAACAACAAACCACAGGAGCCAGCUGUGGUAGUAGAGAGACGAAAAGUCAGGAAAUCGAAACUGAAAAAUCGUCAGAAAAACCCACAGAAGGCUUCAAAACACCUGCAAAAACCUUCCCGUGACUGUUAAUUCUGUCAAGUUCGUAACUGGCAUUAUUUCAUUUGCUCAAACUUGUGGAACGGGAAUGGUAUUAACUAGCAUUGAUUCAAGUCCAAUAUUUUCUUCUCUUAUAUGUUUUGGGAUUUGUAAACUUUUAAUAUCCACAACCCUUGCCGUGACCUCGUGAUGUCCUUAAACUCGACGAAUAUGGAUGAAUUGAACAGUUGAAUGAAUAAGUACUGUACAGUCAUCAUCACUGGGUCAAACCCUACAGGAAAUGAGCAAUUUGCGGAUUAUUUGUGCGUCUGAUACAACUGUAAAUACGACUUGGAAUUCUGGAUUGUAAAUAGAAUUAUUUAAUUUACCAACAUUGACCUUAAAAAGUUUUAGAUACUCUUUACUUGUGUUGAAUUUGGUUUGAUUUAAUAUUAAGAAGUAUUAUUAUACUUGUCCGCAAAAGUUUACCUACACUGCGUUAAUGUUUAUUUUUCCCUUGUUGUUUUUUGAUGCUCAGAAGGGCAAGAAAAUUUGACGAAUUUCUUUUUAUAAUGAUCACUAAAUAUACUUUAUGAAUCUUUCCUGCGCAAUUUAAUGCAUAAAUAGCGAAAGGAAGGCAACAUUAUAAUAAUAAUAAUAAUAAUAAAGGACUCAAACUGUCUUUAGUUCGCAAGAAUCUUUAAAAUAGAGAUUUGCAGUUUUUAGUUCCGCUUAUAUAAUGGUUUCUCUUCAGGAUCACAGCAAGAUGGAUUUUAUUCUAAAUGCAAAAUUAGUCACACUUUGUUGUCACGCAAGUCGUCACGCAAAGAUGACAGUGACUUAGGGGUCUGGAAAUGACACUUAUUUCGCUCGGAAAGUCCUGAAGUGUGCGUGUUUGUGAGUGCGCUGAGCAGCUUUCGUAGAAAAAAACCUAAAGAAAGGUAGGUACUUAUUAAUACUUCACUUCUGUAAUAACCAGGAUAACUAUUGUUAUUACCUCCUGAGUGACUUAGGUUUGCUAAAUAUAUUUUGAACUUCACUAGACCUUUGGCUGAUCACCUCCUACUUUCUUAGCGGCGCUCGUUGUACAGCGAAAUAUAUCGGCAUGUCCCCAAGCGAAACUUGGAGCCUUUUUUGUUCCUUUAUGUUCAUGUUUAACACAUGAUAUAGUUUUAAUGGCUGAGCAGACUUAAGUCCCUCACUUUAAGUCGUCUGGUAGCCAGGAGAAAAUUUACAGCCAUUUUGUUAUGCAACACCCUUUAUCCAGCACCAUUUGAGGAUCUUUAAAACCCAACUAGCGCCGGCUAUGAACGUGUAUAAAGGGCCAGUCACUUUCUAAAACAUCAGGGUUUGCUGCCAAUGUUCGAGGCCGUGGGGAGCGGCGGAGGGCGCUUUCUUUUUUUUACAAUAUGAAGGUGCUGUUGGCAAAAUGUACUUUGUGGGGAAGGGUUGGUUUGGUAAGCGUGGGUGAUAUUACUUUGUAUUAGUAUGAUAGAAGGUAAAGGCUCACAUGAGCCAAAGGCCCAAAUUGCAUGAGCUUAUGCUGGUUUCCUUAGCAUGAAGCAUCCCUAGGAGUAUUGCAACUCUCCCCUGGACAGGAUGCUAGUCCAUGCCAGGGUUACCUCGUGACAGUAUGUCACCACUACCCAUUUAUACACCUGAGCGAGGAGAGACAAAGUGGAGUAAAGUUCCAUGUCUAAGGAAGCAACACAACGGGCAAGGCUUGUUAACCACUCGGCCACACAUGCCUCCACAAUUCUUGGUUUUCAAGUGACGCCACAAAACUCCAAACCCCAAACUCACAAGAACCUUUAAGGUUUUAUCUCCAUCUAGCAAAAGAUUACUUAAAAAUAAACUUCUGUGUAAGUUUUCAACAAGAUAGCGUUUUCCGUUUCAAAAAUAUAGCUCUUCCUAAUUUUCCAAGUUUACUCUGCGUGACAUUAACAUGGCGACCGAAAAGGCCGUCACAUAUACUAUAAAAUACUUUAUCGAAUGAUAGUAUGCCCUUUGAAUGGUGAAAUUAGUAGAAAAUUUGUUUAGUGGAAUAAUUUGCUUGUUUGCAGUGAAUGAUUGAUCAAAUUUAUGGCGAUACUAAAACCAGAUGUUUGCAUUAUUUCCAGCUGCCAUAUUUGUCUUCCUCAGAGGAGCACAAAUAUGGCAUCCCCAUAGUGAGCCCUAUAAAUAAUUUCUGUUACACAUUUUGAAGAACAACUCAGCAGUGGAAAACUGCACAGAUGUGAGACUUGGCCAGGUUGUUUAUUUAUCGAUAUUCUUAUAAUAUCUGAAAUUCUUGGCCUCAGACAUUCCAUGGUUUUGAUUGAAGUUUUUGAUGGUGUGACAGUGAAAACCAGCAAUAUGGUAGCGGUGGGUUGCAAAAUAUUUUGUGGUGCUAUUCUGUCAACAAUAUUGCCUCUCAUUAUAGUCUUACCAGAUGUUGGCUUGUUUUUGAUGAAGUUUUAUAAAUUAUCAGCCAAUCCCAUUGUGUUCUUGUGCUAACUGUAUUUUUUCUGUUUCAAGAAGAUGAGAAGCUGGGCUGUUAUAACUGGAGCAGGAUCAGGAAUUGGUGCGGCACUCGCCAAAGAAUUGGCACAGCAUGAUCUACAUGUCCUUGCUAUAGGACGUAGACUUGAGGCUUUACAAGAAACUCAGCAGCAUGCCCCAGGCAAUAUCCAUACUCUGGCUGUUGACAUAGCAACAGGCGAAGGGCAGAAUAAAAUAUUGGAUUUUAUUCCUGAAAGUGAUUCUGUAAAAUAUCUAGUGCAAAAUGCUGCUGUUGGGGUUCCCUCUCGCCUUUUAGACAUCUAGCGGGAUGAUUUUGAAUAUGCAUUUGCUGUUAAUGUCACAGCACCCCUUAUGUUGGCGAAGGGAUUCUUUCCAAGGCUCAACACAUGCCAAGGAAGAGUUAUCCAUCUUGGGACUGGUGUCGCCACAACGCCACAAACUUUGUUGUCACGCAAGUCGUCACGCAAAGAUGACAGUGACUUAGGGGUCUGGAAAUGACACUUAUUUCGCUCGGAAAGUCCUGAAGUGUGCGUGUUUGUGAGUGCGCUGAGCAGCUUUCGUAGAAAAAACCUAAAGAAAGGUAGGUACUUAUUAAUACUUCACUUCUGUAAUAACCAGGAUAACUAUUGUUAUUACCUCCUGAGUGACUUAGGUUUGCUAAAUAUAUUUUUAACUUCACUAGACCUUUGGCUGAUCACCUCCUACUUUCUUAGCGGCGCUCGUUGUACAGCGAAAUAUAUCGGCAUGUCCCCGAGCGAAACUUGGAGCCUUUUUUGUUCCUUUAUGUUCGUGUUUAACACAUGAUAUAGUUUUAAUGGCUGAGCAGACUUAAGUCCCUCACUUAAAGUCGUCUGGUAGCCAGGAGAAAAUUUACAGCCAUUAUGUUAUGCAACACCCUUUAUCCAGCACCAUUUGAGGAUCUUUAAAACCCAACUGAACUAGCGCCGGCUAUGACCGUAUAUAAAGGGCCAGUCACUUUCUAAAACAUCAGGGUUUGCUGCCAAUGUUCGAGGCGGUGGGGAGCGGCGGAGGGCGCUUUUUUUUUUUACAAUAUGAAGGUGCUGUUGGCAAAAUGUACUUUGUGGGGAAAGGUUGGUUUGGUAAGCGUGGGUGAUAUUACUUUGUAUUAGUAUGAUAGAAGGUAAAGGCUCACAUGAGCCAAAGGCCCAAAUGGCAUGGGCUUAUGCUGGUUUCCUUAGCAUGAAGCAUCCCUAGGAGUAUUGCUACUCUCCCCUCGACAGGAUUCUAGUCCAUCCCAGGGUUACCCCGUGACAGUAUGUCACCACUACCCAUAUAUACACCUGGGCGAGGAGAGACAAAGUGGAGUAAAGUUCCAUGUCUAAGGAAGCAACACAACGGGCAAGGCUUGUUAACCACUCGGCCACAAGUACACAUGCCUCCACAAUUCUUGGUUUUCAAGUGACGUCACAAAAAUCCAAACUCCAAAAUUGCAAGAACCUUUAAGGUUUUAUCUCCAUCUAGCAAAAGAUUGCUUAAAAAUAAAUUUCUGCAUAAGUUUUCAACGAGAUAGCGUUUUCUGUUUCGAAAAUAUAGCUCUUCCUAAUUUUCCAAGUUUGCUCUGCGUGACAUUAAUAUGGUGACAGAGAAGGCCAUCACAUAUGCUAAAAAAUAAUUUAUCAAAUGAUAUUAUGCCCUUUGAAUGGUGAAAGUAGUAGCAAAUGUGUUUAGCGGAAUAAUUUGCUUGUUCGCAAUGAACAAUUGAUCAAAUUUAUGGCGACACUGAAACCAGAUGUUUGCAUUAUUUCCGGCCGCCACAUAUUUGUGCUCCUGAGGAGCACAAAUAUGGCAUCCCCAUAGUGAGCCCUAUAAAUUUCUGUUACACAUUUUGAAGAACAACUCAGCAGCGAAAAAAUUGCACAGAUGUGAGACUUGGCCAGGUUGUUAAUUCAUCAAUAUUCUAUAAUAUCUGAAAUUCUUGGCCUCAGAAAUUCCACAGUUUUGAUUUAAGUUUUUGAUGGUGUGGCAGUGAAAACCACCAAUAUAAUAGUUGUGGGUCACAAAAUAUUUUGCAGUCAUUCUGCUCAUUUUGCUAAGUUCUGUCAACAAUAUAGAGUACUAAAGUGAUGACGUCAUAAAAAUGAAAUUUCUGAAAUUAUGGGAUUUGUCAGGAUAUUCUGAAAGAACAACGUCCAAGAGGCCUACUUGCCAAAAAUGAGCAUUUCGGGGCAAGUUGUCUCUGAGAUCGUAGCCCAGUUAUACUCAGAAAACUCCAUACAAACCCUUCUAAUUUUUUUUUGGGUCGACCCAAAAAAAAUUUAGAAGGGUUUGUAUGGAAUUUUGUAAGCAUAACUGGGCUACGAUCUCAGAGACAAUUUGCUCCCAAAUGCUUGUUUUUGGCAAGUAGGCCUCUUGGACAUUGUUCUUUCAGAAUAUCCUGACAAAUCCCAUAAUUUCAGAAAUUUCAUUUUUAUGACGUCACACUUUAGUACUCUAUUGCCUCUUAUUAUAGUCUUAUGAGAUAUUGGCUUGUUUUUGAUGAAGUUUUAUAAAUUAUCAGCCAAUCCCAUUGUGUUCUUGUGCUAACUGUAUUUUUUCUGUUUCAAGAAGAUGAGAAGCUGGGCGGUUAUAACUGGAGCAGGAUCAGGAAUUGGUGCAGCACUCGCUAAAGAAUUGGCACAGCAUGAUAUACAUGUCCUUGCUAUAGGACGUAGACUUGAGGCUUUACAAGAAACUCAGCGGCAUGCCCCAGGCAAUAUCCAUACUCUGGCUGUUGAUAUAGCAACAGGCGAAGGGCAGAAUAAAAUAUUGGAUUUUAUUCCUGAAAGUGAUUCUGUAAAAUAUCUAGUGCAAAAUGCUGCUGUUGGGGUUCCCUCUCGCCUUUUAGACAUCCAGCGCGAUGAUUUUGAAUAUGCAUUUGCUGUUAAUGUCACAGCACCCCUUAUGUUGGCGAAGGGAUUCUUUCCAAGGCUCAACACAUGCCAAGGAAGAGUUAUCCAUCUUGGGACUGGUGUCGCCACAACGCCACAGCUAGGGACCAUAACAUAUGGCAUCACAAAAAUGGCAUUUCAACGGUUGUAUGAACAACUUGUCAUAGAAUUCAAGGGAACACAUGUCCAGAUUGCGGAUGUCCGUCCUGGAGUUGUAGACACUGAGGGCUUGUGGGAGCAUAUCAGGCUAGCAAAGCAACAUAAACUCCCCCAUGUCUCAUACUUUGACCAGGUUCAAAAGGAAGGGAAAGUGGCAACUGCAGAAUUUGCUGCCAAAUUUUUGAAGUUUGUUAUGGUUGACACAACAAGUGAGGAGUUUUCCAAGGUGUGGAACAUUCAUAAUUCAGAACACUGGCAGAGAUGGAAGACAGUUUGAAAUAAACUUGUCAGUGAUGUCCUUGAACAACUUCUGUUAUGUUGGUAAGGUGCUUUAAUUAUUGUUUUGACGGCCCCAAAAUUCCCAUCGUUUUAGUAUGGACUGGAAAGGCUCUGAGGGUUUUUCACUUAGAAGACAAUAUUCAGGAAAAAAAUUAAAAUGUUUUUUUUCCUUUUCACAAUUAUGAAGUGUAUGCAUGUAUACUGAAAAACUAAUGGAUUGAUGUGCAUGUGAAAGUGCUACUAAACAGCUGACUAAAGAUCACCUUUCUUUGUAAAUUGAAUUAUAAAUAGCUUAUUAAUAAUCUCAUUUAAUUUGAAGCUUUGUAAUUGGUCACAGUAUCUUAAUGAGUUUGUUCUUUGAAAACUAGCUCUUAAGUUUUAAGUGAGCAUUCUUUGUUCGUAAAGUGAGUUCGGGUCGUCUAUGCCCUUGUCACAUGACCUUCAGUGAUUUGACACCUGUCAUUCUACAUCCAUCCACAAAGGGAAUAGCAAACUGCCGAAAUCCAAUAAAUUGAACUUUUGAUUGGUUCGUUAGGUAGUAUAAUAAUUAUGCUAAUUUAUUCGUGGUUUCUUCGGAACCGUAGACAAAACAGAAGAAAGUACUAAGAAUAAAUUCAACUUUUUGACAACAACAGCAUUGCACAGAUGAUUUUAUUUUGUCGCUGAUGAGGUAAUUUUUGUGGUUAUAAUCGGACACGGAAGUUUUAGAUGUUUCGAAGUAAAAUCCCAAUACUUAUCAGCUUGGACCAUAUUCGCCCCAAAGAUCCUCCACUGUCUUUGGGGGUAGCAAGUAUCAUCAGCUAUUUAAAGCAGAAGAAGAUCGAAUUCGCUGCUCAUACUUACAAUAUUGCGGAAGAAACACAGAUUUCUCCUUUAGCAAGGAAAAUCCUCGAUACGGUAUGGAGUCGAUACGACGAUCCGAAGUACGAUCUUAUGUUUGGAGGUUUCGUCUGGAACGAGCCCUUUCUCAAAACGAUUCUGCAAGAGCUGAAAAACUAUCGUUAUCGAGGGCGAAUUGUUAUGGCUGGUCCUCAGGUGUCGUACGUCGAAAAAGGCCAGCUUGAAAGCUAUUAUCCUGAGGUGGAUGCUUUUAUUCGAGGAUAUGCGGAGAUAGCCGUGGCAGAAUUAGCACAAGGGAAGGACGAUGUUUUAGGAGUUCACUUUGCUGGCGCAUCUGACAGGUAACGAAGAGAUGUUAUGCUAGUAGCGUACAAUAAACAAGGAUACCUAACGAUAACUUUAAUUCUCCCAAAUACAUUUAAAAACUGUUUUAGGCUGCCUGGAGUGCCUUUAAAGUACUAAACGGUGCUAGAAAACUGUUAACUUUUUGGUCUUCGGCCUUCCUAGAGCAUACUUUUCGAAUUAUAAGCUCUUUCUUACUUAUUUUUCCCGAAAAGCUAAGAUGUUUAUAUUUAGCUAUAUUUAUACGUUUACGAAAUCGAGAUGUUAUACCCAUUUCUGUCAUUAUUUACGAAACCGAAAAUGUUGAGGCUUUCACGUUUUUUCCCGAAAAAAUUUAUAUGCUUUUUAUAAUUAUUUGCAGGAGACAUAAUGGCACUGGUCUUAAUGUGGCUCUUGGUUUAUAAAAUCGUGAGAGGACGCUCUUUCUGUCACUAUUCAGUAAUCAAAACUUCUAUCAAUUUUAGGGGACCGGAGCGGUUCUUUCUUAUGAAUAAUAGUUUAAUCUAUAGAGUGAAAUUUUGAAUAUCUUAACUUCCGAAAAUAGUGGGAAAGUUUAAGAAAAAACGGCGAAGAUUUCAGAUGAAUGAACAGUACCGCUGGUCUAAUAUACAAGGUUGCGAAAACAGCUGUCUUUCCUCGCUCCUCGCCGCUUGGAACGUUUCCCCCGGUUUCCCGGCCUCCAGGCGAAACGUCCGUAGAGGCGAGGAACAACAAGAGAAGGCUGUCUUCGUAGGCUACUAAGAGACUUUCGGGGCGUCUAUUAAUUUUAGGAGCCUAAGAGAAGAGGUGUAUAUAAAACGGGGGCGUUUUAAAGAGGGGACGGGGCGUGUAUUAAAUAAGGGGCGUUUAUUAUGAGCGGGGGGGAUUAUUAUUUGAGAGAGGGAAUCUAUAAGAUCAUUUACGUCAUUUUCCAUGUUUCAACAGGGGUCUUCACACAGCCACCACUAUAGCCCAGCUCCCAUCGCCUUUCUUAGAUGGCACACUGAAGCCACAGCCCUUCAUGCGCUGGGAAACAACACGAGGCUGUCCCUACAGCUGUUCGUUUUGCCAGCACAGAGACCCAGCUUCGUGGCGAUCGUCAAACAAAAGCUGGACGAAAAUUCAACACGCGCAAAGAGAUCGCAUCCUCGCAGAAAUAGAGUGGUUUGUUGAGAACGGUGUGAAAGAUGUAGCAGUACUAGACCCGACUUUCAACACCACAAAUGGAUACACCGUUCUGGAUUUUUUAGAGCGCCUUGGGUUUUCGGGGAAAAUAAGUUUACAGUGCCGUCCGGAGCGAGUGACUCCUGCAUUUUUAGAUCAGGUGGAAUCGCUGAGUAAAACUACUGGAGCUGAUGUCAUUUUAGAGUUUGGUGUGCAGACACUUGAUCCAGCAGAACUUGUGCACAUCGAACGCGUGAAGAAUGCCAAUCCGCACAGCUUAGCUAAGAAAGUUUUAGAGAAACUGGCGCUCGUUCAGAAGCGAAAAAUUAACCACGAAAUCAGUCUCAUUUUUGGAUUGCCCUUACAGACUGUAGAAAGCUUUCAAAGAACGAUUCAUCAUCUUCAGGAGAUCACAGAUGGGUCGCUGGUCGCCUUUCCUCUGAUGUUGUUGAGGGGCACACCAUUAUAUUAUCAAAAAGAAGCGCUGGGAUUGGUUCAGGGUACCGAUAUAGCACAUCCUAUUUUGGAUCGGAUUCAAAAAUAUAUCCCACACGUUGUGUCCACGCCGUCCCUGACUUACAGUGACUGGAAACAAAUGGCUGACAUCGCUGUGUCAUUGCAGCAACGCCACCCAGAACACCAACCUCGGAUAAGUCACGCUGAAGCAUAA